Molecule: messenger RNA, 264 nt
Organism: Ambispora gerdemannii
Lineage: Eukaryota; Fungi; Glomeromycota; Glomeromycetes; Archaeosporales; Ambisporaceae
Source: the annotation of a GenBank genome assembly
AUGAAGAUCAAUAAUAAUUAUAUAAAAUCUGCAUCGAAAGAACUGGAGGUACGCAAUUGGGGUCAAACUUUUAAAUUGACGAUCGAACCGUUUGCAAAAGAGGAGGAUGUAUGGAAUAUGAUGUUUAGCAGUUCUAAGGGCGAUAACGACGACCAUCAACAUCAUAAUCUCCUACGCCGACGAAUGGAAUACAGUUCCAAAAAGAAUAAAGAACAUCAAACACAAAAUAUGGACGAGUAUUUCGAUUUAAACUUAUGUCGCUAG